AGGACGUGGCGACUGUCCUUCCGUGUCCUGUGUAGGCUCAGCCCCCCUACUACCCACCCACCCCAGACUCUAGUCACCCCCUCAAGGAACAAACCAUCUCAACAAGACCUUGUGAUCAUGUGCCGUGAACUGUAACAGCCAGAGACACUAGAGAGAGAGACAUCUGUUGUUAGUGCCGCGAUAACUCUCCCAAGAACAAGGAUAGUGGUAAAUGUAAGAGAGUGCCAAGCUAGAGAGAGUGCCAGUGCCAAUAACCGUUAUCUGGGCAGCAGCAGGUGGGAGACGCUCAGGCAAUGACGUCCCUGCUCUUCCCACCACAACAAGACAACUUAGUCCCGGGCGAGGAAGGCGAUCGUUCCUUCCGUGACCUGUGUGACUUGAGCGAGGCUGACUCCGAAGGUGGGUCAGUGUCUCCCCGUGACCCUCUGUCCUCGCCACACGCCCACCGCGGCUCCUCCACGCCCACCAACGCAGACGCCCACGAUCUCAACAUGAACGCUGCAGGUGCAGCGGCAGAGCUGAGUGCGGCCGCCGAGAGAUUCAUUACACAGCAGCUGUCAGCUGUGCCCCUGGAGCUGGAGGUGCGGCCCUCUAGCACGGGCGUAGGCGUGGGCGUGUGGACCAAGCAGAACAUUGCCCGAGGCACCCGCUACGGCCCCUUCCUCGGCAAGUGGACAGCCAACGCUAAAGACCCUGGCCUCGCAUGGGAGGUGGUGUCGAUGCGGUCAGGGCUGCGGGGAUGGCUGGACGCGGGCGAGAUGGGCAACUGGCUGCGGCAUGUUAGAGUCGCAGUCUCACCUGUGUAUGGCAACUUGCGUCACCUCUUAUUGGCUGGUCAGAUCUUCUACGAGGCAGUGCGUGACAUUCCACCUUCAGAAGAGUUACUCCUCAUCCGCAAGGCUAUCAUAGACCUGGACACCACAGCCAUAGAUGACCAUGUCGAGGUAGGCUCCCCCGAGGACCGCUCCGAGAACACAGGUGACGACGAGGAGGAGGAGGACGAGGACGAUGAGCUCUCCAGGUUCAGGUGUCUCCAGUGUGACAAGAACUUCACUGACUAUGACGAACUGGACGACCAUCUGGUGACCGCCCACGGGUACGCCGCCGGCCAGUACCGCUGUGACUACUGCCCGAGAGCCUUCGCCUGGCGCCCCAACCUCAUCCAGCACAAGACAGUUCACGGAGAGUUCAAGCGGUACCCGUGUGAGAACUGCCCGCGGGUGUUCACGGAUCCUAUGGUCCUGCAGAAACAUAUCCGCAACCAACACGCUGGGGCGCGCUCCCACGCCUGCCCUGAGUGUGGCAAGACCUUCGCCACCAGCUCCGGCCUCAAGCAGCACACACACAUCCACUCCUCCGUCAAACCGUUCCAGUGCGAGGUUUGCUUCAAGGCCUACACGCAGUUCAGCAACCUGUGCCGCCAUAAGCGCAUGCACGCCGACUGUCGCCUGCAGAUCAAGUGUACUAAGUGUGGGCAGGCGUUCUCCACAGUGACGUCACUAGCGAAGCACAAACGAUUCUGCGACACUGCGCCAUCACUGUCUCUAACGCAUGGCCCCCCCUCCAUGCACGACAACAAGCAAUCUCAUACCGGUCUGUCCAUGAGUAACAUGUCGUCUUCACCACCAAACCCGUUCAUGAUGUACCCACGACCCCCGCUGCCCCUCCUACCACACUCACUUUUACCAGGUUAUCCCAUGUUCCCUUCCCUUCCCUCCCUCGUGGGCGGACCUCAACACCCUCUCCUCACUUCCUCCCUCCUCUUACCCUUCCAGAACGCGAGCUCUCGUGACCAUUCUUUUUCAGUUCUUAAAGAGGAGAAAGAGUGUAAUGACAUUGGUAGUUCCAUGCAAGUAUCUCCACGACCUGAGUCCACAGAGUCUGCGACGAGGGAGCCCGCCUCCUUACAGCCACCCCCUCGACUCUCUCCUUCCCACUCACCAAAGCAAGCAUCAGUAUUUCCCAUGAGGGAGUCCCCACGUAGAUCAGAGCCCAACGACGUCUCUGAUGAUCACAGGGAACUUCCAGAGUUCCGGCGCCGGACUCCAGAGCCGCUUAAAAAGGAGGUCGUGGCAGAGUCAACUCGGGGGCCUGUCGAGAGAAAGGAACAGCCACUGGACUUGACUCUCCGGCGUAAAGAAGAGAGAGAGGAACUGUUCCUCGGCAGGUUCGACAUUCUCUCCCACAGUAGCGACUCUGCAGAAGAGAGGCUUCGCUCUCCUGCGCCGCCCGAGGUAAAAUCAGUAGAAGAGCCACGGCCACGCCCAGACCACCCCUUCCUACGCAUUAGUGAGCUACUGAAAGACACAACCACAACCUCCGUCACCCCAGCUCCGCCCCAGCCACCCUCAUUACUAGACACGCCCACCAAACUGCCUCUGGCAUAUCCUCGACCUCUUCACCCCGCAGCUCUCCUCGAUAUGUACCGCACCCUCGACCGCAGCUUAGACCGCAGUCCAUUAUUGCCAGGGGGCGGCCUGGCGGGCAGCCGCUACCCUAUGCUACCACCCUACUUCCCUCCCACUAGCAUGGCUGGUAUGGGCCUCGGGCUCAACCGCAACACAGGUCUUGAUAUGCUGAAGGCUCACAUGUCUAGCACAGGACGUCCUUACGGAGACAUUAGUCGCCCCUACGACCUGAUGGGCUCACAUAUGCCUCGCGCUAAGGACCGGUACUCCUGUAAGUUCUGCGGCAAAGUGUUCCCGCGCUCGGCCAAUCUGACCCGCCACCUGCGGACUCACACCGGGGAGCAGCCCUACAAGUGUAAGUACUGCGAGCGUUCCUUCAGCAUCUCGUCCAACCUGCAGCGUCACGUCCGCAACAUCCACAACAAGGAGAAGCCCUUCAAGUGUCCGCUGUGUGACCGCUGCUUCGGCCAGCAGACCAACCUUGACCGACACCUCAAGAAACACGAACUUGAAGGACCUAAUCCACCGGACUCCCCCGAGGCUCCAGACUCCAGCAGCUCCGCCGUCGACACGUCAGCCAACUUCUUCAGCGACGAGAUCCGUUCCUUCGUGGACAAGGUAACGGACUCCACCACAGACAGUGUUGUCGGCGACGAGGAGGCGGUGGACGAGGACGACGAUGACAAGGAACAACACAUCGACGUGACUACCUCGAACGACGACAGCGUUAGCGCCGAGUGUGCGGUCAAGAGGGUCCGAGUGGAGUAGCAGACGUUGGUGUAGAGUUAUAACUUAAAAAAAGCCAAAAAGAACCCCGAGGUGGGACUUGUACAUAAAAGACUGACGAAGGCUCAGACACACGCAGACGCGGGGCUCACAUUGUCGUGAGUGACGCGUCUCACACUGCGGGCUGGACUGAGGAUCACCCGCUAAGACACCAGAGGAGUCGACUUCAUCCGUGAUCAAAGUAAAAAUCCCAAAUCCCGGUUAUGUGUGUAUCUCUCAACCCCCCUCCCCUCCCCUACCUUGGGGGGAGGGGAGGGGAAGGGGGACUAAUGCACACAAUUUCUCAAGGAUCUAAAUCAAUUUACACAUAAGGAAGAGUUUUUCUUCCUUAUGAUCAAAGAAAAUUAUCCUGUAAAUAAGUAGAUUGUAUAAAUAAAAGAAGUAUUUUCAUUCAGCAUUCAGAAACAAAAAAUAAUUGCUUCACUGGUUAGAGGAAAUUUUAUCACGUUACCAAAGACAGAGAAAUAAUGACUAAUUAAACAAAAAUAAUAACAAGAGCAUCCCAUUAAUCAAUUCAGGUUGUGUAUGUGUCAAUUCUUUCAAUUAAUCUAAAGGAAACAAACAUGAAAGAAAGACUUCAAUCAUCUAUCGUGUAUGAAACUAGAAUACACCAGAAACUCAACGUUGAUAAUCCUGGUGCGUUCGUGUUCAGUUCGUGUCUUUAUUUUAAUAUUUAGAAUAAAUGGGUCACCUCUGCAGAUAAUGUUUUUUUUAUAUAGAUUUUCCAUGUUUGUCCUUUUUCUGCCUCUUGUGAAAUUUUUUCCAAUAACCCCAAUAAUUAUGAUAGGCCAAGAGUCGCUAGGUGUGAGUUGUGUGCAAUGACCUUAACUGUAUUCAUUUUUAACUUAUGCUCUGUAGUUAAUGUAGAUGUACAUAACCCGUUGAUAAAUUAUAUUUUGUUAAUAAAAAAUGAACUGUUUU
This is a messenger RNA of Homarus americanus (American lobster), 4115 nucleotides long. RefSeq names its product histone-lysine N-methyltransferase PRDM16-like. The coding region runs from base 294 to 3176 and encodes 960 amino acids. The record is from RefSeq and is a predicted model, not a curated record. Lineage: Eukaryota; Metazoa; Arthropoda; Malacostraca; Decapoda; Nephropidae. Gene Ontology annotation, cellular component: nucleus. The transcript is spliced from 6 exons.